AUGAUCCUGGAGUUUGCUGUAAUUAACGAGUUUGACACGAAUGAGGUGACAGUGACAGUGUCAGGAAUGCUGGACUUCAAUGGCACCACAUACUCAGACAAACAGAAUUUCUCUUUCACGCUGACGUCAAACCAGGUCAUCCAGUUUCAGAGUACAACAGAAUUAACUGGGACUCGGAUUGUAUCCUCAAAACCUGUGGCUGUGAUCAGUGGAAAUGUAUGUUUAAAUUACCAGGGUUAUACAGCCUGUGAUGUAGUGUUGACAGAGCUCUAUCCUGUGAAUAGCUGGGGAACUGCAUUUGUUGUUUUCCCCCUGCUGCUAAACAAAGAUCUCAAAGAUAGAAUCACCAUCCUCUCUGCUGAACCGAACAACACAGUGUACAUCACAACAGAAAAUACAACAACACAGAAUCUAGUCCUGCAAGAAGGAUCCUUCACUGUGCUGGAACUGACUGGACCCAUGAGCAUCAACUCCACUAAACCAGUGAUGCUGACAUACCUCUUCACAGGGGGAAGGAACUUCAACUUUUCAAGCUUCAAUAUAGCUGAUCCAUUCCUAUCAAACAUUGUCCCCAGUUCAUCUUACAGUGAUACAUAUACCUUUAUAACAAUAGCAAAUUAUGAGAAUUAUAUUAUGGUGGUUGCACACCAGUCAGAUCUCACUGGGUUCAGUUUAGAUGGCCAGCCACUGGAGACCUUUUCACCCGAAGAGACACAAGCUUUUGGAUUUUCUGCCAAACUAGUUUAUCUAGGAAUAGCUGGUGGUCACCAUGUUAUUACCCACGAAUCAGCAACUUGGAGUGCACCAAAUGGCAGUGCCAUUGGCUACAGAGUUGAAGCUAUAGGGAAUCCAUCCAAAAACCUAACUGUGAGCACAGCGUUCGCUGAAAUCACUGAACUGGUACCUGGUAGCAAAUACACACUGCGGGUCAUUGCUCUGGCUGCAGAUAAUGUUACGGAAGUGGAUGCAGUGACAAUCACAAGAUUUACAAAGCCUGAUAUCGUUGUCAAUUUGACUGCUGAAAACAUCACCACAACAUCCUUAGCCCUUAGUUGGAGUGCGCCAAAUGGCAAUGCCAUUGGCUACAGGGUUGAAGCAAUAGGCAAUCCAUCCAAAAAUCUCACCGUGAACACUUUAUUCACUGAAAUAACUGGACUGGUACCUGGUAGCAAUUACACACUGCAGAUUAUUGCUCUGGCUGCAGAUAAUGUUACAGAAGGGGAUGCAGUGACAAUUACAAUCUUUACAAAGCCUGAUAUCGCUCCCAAUUUGACUGCUAGUAACAUCACAACAACAUCCAUAGCCCUUAGUUGGAGUGCGCCAAAUGGCAAUGCCAUUGGCUACAGGGUUGAAGCAAUAGGCAAUCCAUCCAAAAAUCUCACCGUGAACACUUUAUUCACUGAAAUAACUGGACUGGUACCUGGUAGCAAUUAUACACUGCGGAUUAUUGCUCUGGCUGCAGAUAAUGUUACGGAAGGGGAAGCAGAGGCAAUCUCAAGAUUUACAAAGCCUGAUAUCGCUCCCAAUUUGACUGCUAGUAACAUCACAACAACAUCCAUAGCCCUUAGUUGGAGUGCGCCAAAUGGCAAUGCCAUUGGCUACAGGGUUGAAGCAAUAGGCAAUCCAUCCAAAAAUCUCACCGUGAACACUUUAUUCACUGAAAUAACUGGACUGGUACCUGGUAGCAAUUACACACUGCAGAUUAUUGCUCUGGCUGCAGAUAAUGUUACAGAAGGGGAUGCAGUGACAAUUACAAUCUUUACAAAGCCUGAUAUCGCUCCCAAUUUGACUGCUAGUAACAUCACAACAACAUCCAUAGCCCUUAGUUGGAGUGCGCCAAAUGGCAAUGCCAUUGGCUACAGGGUUGAAGCAAUAGGCAAUCCAUCCAAAAAUCUCACCGUGAACACUUUAUUCACUGAAAUAACUGGACUGGUACCUGGUAGCAAUUAUACACUGCGGAUUAUUGCUCUGGCUGCAGAUAAUGUUACGGAAGGGGAAGCAGAGGCAAUCUCAAGAUUUACAAAGCCUGAUAUCGCUCCCAAUUUGACUGCUAGUAACAUCACAACAACAUCCAUAGCUCUUAGUUGGAGUGCGCCAAAUGGCAAUGCCAUUGGCUACAGGGUUGAAGCAAUAGGCAAUCCAUCCAAAAAUCUCACCGUGAACACUUUAUUCACUGAAAUAACUGGACUGGUACCUGGUAGCAAUUAUACACUGCGGAUUAUUGCUCUGGCUGCAGAUAAUGUUACGGAAGGGGAAGCAGAGGCAAUCUCAAGAUUUACAAAGCCUGAUAUCGCUGUCAAUCUCACUGCUGAAAACAUCACCACAACAUCCAUAGCCCUUAGUUGGAGUGCGCCAAAUGGCAAUGCCAUUGGCUACAUAGUUGAAGCAAUAGGCAAUCCAUCCAAUAAUCUCACCGUGAACACUUUAUUCACUGAAAUAACUGGACUGGUACCUGGUAGCAAUUACACACUGAGGAUUAUUGCUCUUGCUGCAGAUAAUGUUACAGAAGGGGAUGCAGUGACAAUUACUAUCUUUACAAAGCCUGAUAUCACUCCCAAUUUGACUGCUAGUAACAUCACAACAACAUCCAUAGCCCUUAGUUGGAGUGCGCCAAAUGGCAAUGCCAUUGGCUACAGGGUUGAAGCAAUAGGCAAUCCAUCCAAAAAUCUCACCGUGAACACUUUAUUCACUGAAAUAACUGGACUGGUACCUGGUAGCAAUUAUACACUGCGGAUUAUUGCUCUGGCUGCAGAUAAUGUUACGGAAGGGGAAGCAGAGGCAAUCUCAAGAUUUACAAAGCCUGAUAUCGCUGUCAAUCUGACUGCUGAAAACAUCACCACAACAUCCAUAGCCCUUAGUUGGAGUGCGCCAAAUGGCAAUGCCAUUGGCUACAGGGUUGAAGCAAUAGGCAAUCCAUCCAAAAAUCUCACCGUGAACACUUUAUUCACUGAAAUAACUGGACUGGUACCUGGUAGCAAUUACACACUGCAGAUUAUUGCUCUGGCUGCAGAUAAUGUUACAGAAGGGGAUGCAGUGACAAUUACAAUCUUUACAAAGCCUGAUAUCGCUCCCAAUUUGACUGCUAGUAACAUCACAACAACAUCCAUAGCCCUUAGUUGGAGUGCGCCAAAUGGCAAUGCCAUUGGCUACAGGGUUGAAGCAAUAGGCAAUCCAUCCAAAAAUCUCACCGUGAACACUUUAUUCACUGAAAUAACUGGACUGGUACCUGGUAGCAAUUACACACUGAGGAUUAUUGCUCUUGCUGCAGAUAAUGUUACGGAAGGGGAUGCAGUGACAAUCUCAAGAUUUACAAAGCCUGAUAUCGUUGUCAAUUUGACUGCUGAAAACAUCACCACAACAUCCAUUGCCCUUAGUUGGAGUGCGCCAAAUGGCAAUGCCAUUGGCUACAGGGUUGAAGCAAUAGGCAAUCCAUCCAAAAAUCUCACCGUGAACACUUUAUUCACUGAAAUAACUGGACUGGUACCUGGUAGCAAUUACACACUGCGGAUUAUUGCUCUUGCUGCAGAUAAUGUUACGGAAGGGGAUGCAGUGACAAUCUCAAGAUUUACAAAGCCUGAUAUCGCUGUCAAUCUGACUGCUGAAAACAUCACCACAACAUCCAUAGCCCUUAGUUGGAGUGCGCCAAAUGGCAAUGCCAUUGGCUACAGGGUUGAAGCAAUAGGCAAUCCAUCCAAAAAUCUCACCGUGAACACUUUAUUCACUGAAAUAACUGGACUGGUACCUGGUAGCAAUUACACACUGCAGAUUAUUGCUCUGGCUGCAGAUAAUGUUACAGAAGGGGAUGCAGUGACAAUUACAAUCUUUACAAAGCCUGAUAUCGCUCCCAAUUUGACUGCUAGUAACAUCACAACAACAUCCAUAGCCCUUAGUUGGAGUGCGCCAAAUGGCAAUGCCAUUGGCUACAGGGUUGAAGCAAUAGGCAAUCCAUCCAAAAAUCUCACCGUGAACACUUUAUUCACUGAAAUAACUGGACUGGUACCUGGUAGCAAUUAUACACUGCGGAUUAUUGCUCUGGCUGCAGAUAAUGUUACGGAAGGGGAAGCAGAGGCAAUCUCAAGAUUUACAAAGCCUGAUAUCGUUGUCAAUCUCACUGCUGAAAACAUCACCACAACAUCCAUAGCCCUUAGUUGGAGUGCGCCAAAUGGCAAUGCCAUUGGCUACAGGGUUGAAGCAAUAGGCAAUCCAUCCAAUAAUCUCACCGUGAACACUUUAUUCACUGAAAUAACUGGACUGGUACCUGGUAGCAAUUACACACUGAGGAUUAUUGCUCUUGCUGCAGAUAAUGUUACGGAAGGGGAUGCAGUGACAAUCUCAAGAUUUACAAAGCCUGAUAUCGCUGUCAAUCUGACUGCUGAAAACAUCACCACAACAUCCAUAGCCCUUAGUUGGAGUGCGCCAAAUGGCAAUGCCAUUGGCUACAGGGUUGAAGCAAUAGGCAAUCCAUCCAAAAAUCUCACCGUGAACACUUUAUUCACUGAAAUAACUGGACUGGUACCUGGUAGCAAUUACACACUGCAGAUUAUUGCUCUGGCUGCAGAUAAUGUUACAGAAGGGGAUGCAGUGACAAUUACAAUCUUUACAAAGCCUGAUAUCGCUCCCAAUUUGACUGCUAGUAACAUCACAACAACAUCCAUAGCCCUUAGUUGGAGUGCGCCAAAUGGCAAUGCCAUUGGCUACAGGGUUGAAGCAAUAGGCAAUCCAUCCAAAAAUCUCACCGUGAACACUUUAUUCACUGAAAUAACUGGACUGGUACCUGGUAGCAAUUACACACUGAGGAUUAUUGCUCUUGCUGCAGAUAAUGUUACGGAAGGGGAUGCAGUGACAAUCUCAAGAUUUACAACAAUUACACACUGCGGAUUAUUGCUCUUGCUGCAGAUAAUGUUACGGAAGGGGAUGCAGUGA
Acipenser ruthenus (sterlet) is the source of this 4923-nucleotide messenger RNA. RefSeq names its product fibronectin-like. Lineage: Eukaryota; Metazoa; Chordata; Actinopteri; Acipenseriformes; Acipenseridae. The transcript has 19 exons. The record is from RefSeq and is a predicted model, not a curated record. Bases 1 to 4923 code for a protein of 1640 amino acids. Gene Ontology annotation, molecular function: protein binding.